Molecule: messenger RNA, 1458 nt
Organism: Eucalyptus grandis
Lineage: Eukaryota; Viridiplantae; Streptophyta; Magnoliopsida; Myrtales; Myrtaceae
Exons: 5
Coding region: 1-1458 (485 amino acids)
Source: RefSeq, a predicted model, not a curated record
AUGCGAAGCCAUCAAGCAGAGCUCCGCCAUCAUCGACCAAGAACGAGGCGAGGAGGGAAGCGCUUAGGGGGGUUCCGCUCGAGAAAAUAUUGGGUAGGUUUUACCCUCCACGUAGGCGGUGGGUUAAACCAUUCAGCGGUCGACACGUGGCGCCACGUAAGCGAGGGCGUCAGGGUUCAAAAUUCGCGCGGGCCGCGUGGGGCCCACCACUCUGACGCUCCCUGCUCUGCGACGCCUGCGCCCCCUGUCGAAUCGUUCUCUCUCUCCUCUCUCUCUCUCUCUCCCCCUUCUCCGUUCCGUUCCGUUGCGUGCGGGGGAGAACAAAAAAGUCGCAUCUCUCUCUCCAUUCUCGCGCACAGCUGCUUCUCUUCCUCCUCUGCUCUCUCUCUCCAUUCUCGCGCACAGCUGCUUCUCUUCCCCUCCUCUGCUCUCUCUCUCCAUUCUCGCCGACGAGCCCUCUCUCUGCAUUCUCGAUUCCGACGCCCCCUCAAGCCGGUUGCCUACGUCGCCCUCGACUCUAACGCCGACGACGCCGCCUCCGCCUCCGCCCCCGACGCCCUCUCGCGACUCCGACGCUCCUCAAGGCGGUUGCCUCCGACGCCUCCGACGCCGCCUCCGCCUCCGCCCCGACGCCCUCUCGCGACUCCGUCGCCCCCGCCUCCGACGCCGACCCCCACCUCCGCCUCCGCCUCGGCCGACGCCCUUUCCACCUCCGCCGAAGCCUCGACCGAUCGUUCGGCUGCAAACUCUGCUCAUAUCUCACAGCGUCCUCAUCAGGACUACAUGGAAGAUUAUGUGGUAUACGUACCUUUUCAGUCUCUUCAAGCUCUAGGGUGCCAUGUUGAUGCAGUCUGCCCCAAGAAGAAGAGUGGUGACACUUGCCCAACUGCAAUUCAUGAUUUUGAAGGUGACCAGACUUACAGCGAGAAACCUGGCCAUGAUUUUACUCUUACAGCUGACUUUGAGGGUUUGGAUGCCUCAAGUUAUGAUGCCCUUGUCAUCCCUGGAGGUCGUGCCCCAGAAUAUUUGGCCUUGGAUGGGAAAGUGAUUGCUCUAGUUAAGGAUUUCAUGGAGGCAAAGAAGCCAGUUGCCUCCAUUUGCCAUGGGCAGCAGAUUCUGGCUGCUGCUGGUGUUCUCAAGGGGAAGAAAUGUACAGCAUAUCCUGCUGUGAAGCUCGACGUGGUACUAGCCGGCGCCACAUGGUUAGAACCUGAUCCAAUCGAUCGCUGCUUCACCGAUGGAAACUUGGUCACAGGAGCGGCUUGGCCUGGUCACCCAGAGUUCAUUUUUCAGUUAAUGGCACUACUGGGUAUAAAGUCUGAGGAACGAAUGAGGAAAGAGAUGGAAAGAUUUGAUCAUGAAAGAAGGAAGGAAGAAGAAAGGUUGAUUCGUGAACAGCGGAGAGAGGAGGAGAGAUUGCUACGUGAGCAAAGGCGAGAAUCAGAGCGACAUGAGUAG